CUGCAAGGGAAGCAGCAGCUGCACAGAGAGCAGAUCUGGAGCAUUACUGCAACAACGAGAGGGGCUCCCGCUUGGAAACAAGUCACAAACCCAAACAUUUGUCCGCCUUGUGAAUUGUCAGUUUUUACUGCGCACACAUUAUUAUUUUUUUACGCAUGCGUGGGAUUACUGGUGCGGUUUGUGCUCCUGAAGGGACCGCUGGGCAGCGCGUCUAGCCGAUGGUGUCUGCGGGGGCUCCCGUCCUGUCUGCUGGGUAAUCCGCAUGGUCGAGCCCGCAGGAGGCCCGCUCUGCUGGAUGGAUGUUGGUGAGGCGGCGCAGCAGUCCUGCUGAAGUCUGUGAGGAUAAUAACGAUGCUCGGGGCUCUCUGGCUGAACUGAUCUUGGAUGUUCGGGCUACAUCGCCCCUUCAUAAACCCUUUUUUCUCACACAACAACACACAUAUUCCUUAAAAGCUGGACACCUCUGGAGCAGUUUAUGACGACCCUGGUAGAAGCGUGAUGAGCGCGCGCUUCCGCUUGCCUGCUGGCAGAUCCUACAAUGUCCGGGCGACGGAGCUGGAGCGAGACAGGCAGCACACACAGGUUGUGUGCAACGUACUGCUGCUGGACAACACUGUCCAGGCAUUCAAAGUCAAUAAGUCGGAUCACGGCCAGGUGCUGCUGGACGCCGUCUUUAAGCACCUGGAGCUGACCGAGAGAGACUACUUUGGCCUGCACUUGGCUGAUGACGCCUCAGACGCACCACGCUGGCUGGAUCCCAACAAGCCCGUCAGGAAACAGUUAAAAAGAGGGUCUCCACAUAACUUGAGCUUCAGAGUCAAAUUCUUUGUGACAGAUCCCAGUAAGCUUCAGGAAGAAUACACCCGGUACCAGUAUUUUCUUCAGAUCAAACAGGAUGUUUUAACUGGCAGGUUGCCGUGUCCUCACAACACAGCAGCGCUGCUGGCAUCCUAUGCUGUUCAGUCGGAGCUGGGGGACUACAGUGAGACGGAGCACAGCUCUGGCUACCUGUCCGAGUACUGUUUCAUCCCCAACCCCCCACAGGACUUCCACAAAGAGGUCGCCAAACAUCACCAGCAGCACAGCGGUCUAUCGCCUGCCCAGUCAGAGUUUAAUUAUCUGAACACAGCACGAACGCUCGAGCUCUACGGGGUUGAACUGCACUAUGCAAGGGACCAGAGUAACACAGAGAUUCUCAUCGGGGUGAUGUCUGCCGGCAUCGUCGUGUACAAGAACAGAGUACGGAUCAACUACUUCCCAUGGUUGAAAAUUGUGAAAAUCUCCUUCAAGUGCAAACAGUUUUUCGUCCAGCUGAGACGAGAGGCGACAGAGACUCGGGAGACGCUGCUGGGUUUCAACAUGGUCAACUACCGGGCUUGUAAGAACCUGUGGAAAGCCUGCGUGGAGCACCACACCUUCUUCAGGCUGGAUCAGCCCAUCCCCCCACAGAAGAACUUUUUCACUCACUACUUCACCCUGGGCUCAAAGUUCAGAUACUGCGGGCGAACAGAAGUCCAGUCUGUGCAGUAUGGGAAGGAGAAGGGAAUCAAGGACAGAGUGUUUGCCAGCAGGUCUCCCAGCAAGCCAUUGGCCAGGAAGUUGGUGGGCGGGACUGACUGGGAGUCUGUUAGCAGGAACAGCCUAUCAGACGAGAGACUGGAGACCCAAAGUCUGCCCACUCGCUCACCACCUGGCACACCCAACCAGAACUCGAUGUUUGUACAGGAGGGCACCCGUCUACGCCCAUCGUCAGUUGGCCACCUGGUUGAUCACGUGAUCCACGCUUCACCCAGCCUACCUGUCUUUUCCUCCAAUCACAAGUCUGCGUCGUCCACGCAGGCCAACAGCAUCAGCCUGGACUCCACACCGUCUCCAGAAGGGGUGGAUGGGCAGCCUCCAGCUCUGCCCCCCAAGCAGCUGAGUAGGAAGACGCUGAGCCAGAUCAUCCAGGCCCACUCCCAGCAAAGCCUCCUGGACAACCACCUCAACGAGAUGUACGAUGUCCCUGUCAACGCUGACAAAACCACGUUGAAUGGAGUCGUCCCACACGACAACCUCGUCCUGAUCAAGAUGAGACCUGAUGAACACGGGCGUUUUGGUUUUAAUGUCAAGGGAGGAGCUGAUCAGAAGAUGCCCAUCAUUGUGUCGCGAGUGGCUCCAGGAACAUCAGCGGACCUGUGCGUGCCCCGCCUUAACGAGGGGGACCAGGUGGUGUUGAUUAACGGGCGGGACAUCUCUGAGCACACCCACGACCAGGUGGUCAUGUUCAUCAAGGCCAGCUGUGAGAGCCACUCCGGGGAGCUCAUCCUAUUGGUCAGGCCCAACGCCAUUUAUGAUGUGGUGGAGGAGAAGGCGGACAUGGAGCCAGAUUUUCAGUACAUCCCUGAGAAGUCCCCACAAGACCCCGCCCAGUUAGACCAGCACGCUUUGAGAGACUCCAUGGUCACGCUGAAGGACGGCCUGGGCAGCGGAGCCAUACUGGCACAGUUUGAUCAACUGUACAGGAAGAGACCGGGGAUGACCAUGCUGUGUGCCAAAUUACCUCAGAAUGUCUCCAAGAAUCGCUACAGAGACAUCUCUCCUUAUGAUGCCACACGGGUCAUUCUGAAAAGCACAGAUGACUACAUCAAUGCAAAUUACAUCAAUAUGGAGAUUCCGGCUUCCAGUCUGAUCAACCGCUACAUCGCAUGCCAGGGCCCGCUGCCCAACACUUGCUCGGACUUCUGGCAAAUGACCUGGGAGCAGGGCUCAUCCAUGGUGGUCAUGCUGACUACGCAGGUCGAGAGAGGGCGGGUGAAGUGUCACCAGUAUUGGCCCAACCCAGACAGCAGCGCCAUCUACGGAGACUUUACAGUUACAUGCCACAAUGAAGAGGGCAACUCAGCCUUUCUGGUCCGGGAAAUGACAGUCACACACACGCAGAGUGAGCAGCAGAGAGAGAUCACCCAGAUCCAGUACCUGGCUUGGCCCGACCACGGCGUUCCUGACGACUCCACGGAUUUUCUGGACUUCGUAGCUCUGGUUAGGAGCAAACGGGUCGGGCAGGACCAACCGGUGGUGGUGCACUGCAGUGCGGGCAUUGGUCGGACAGGGGUACUGAUCACCAUGGAGACAGCGUUGUGUCUAAUGGAGUGUGGCCAGCCUGUGUAUCCCCUGGAUAUUGUCAGGACCAUGAGAGAUCAGAGGGCGAUGAUGAUCCAGACACCUAGCCAGUACCGCUUCGUGUGCGAGGCCAUCUUUAAAGUCUACGAGGAAGGUCUGGUCAAACCCUUCAAAACAGCAGUCUACCAGCAGAGGGAAAAGCUGAGCGAAGAUGGAGAUGAAGAGGAGAAGAGAGAGCAGCCGAGUGCAGAGGAGAGAGACGAGGCGACAGAGGACGGCGAUGCGGCCGUGGUGGAGCUGCUGGAGGGAGGACUGGAUGAAGAAGAUGAUGACGAUGAGGAAGUGGAGGUGUUGGACGUGGGUGAAGUGACAGAAGAAGAGGAAGAGGAAGUGGAGGAACCGAGUGUUGCAAGCGCCACCAGCGUGACGAGUGAGACCAGCGCCAAUCCUGAUCCCGAUCCCGAUCCUUCUAACCCGUGAUGGUUGACCCAUGGGUGGUCGUCAGGGGUUACCAGGAAGAGGCCGGGAGGGGGGGGCGCUGCAGGAGAGAACAAAAGCACUGUUGCACUUUAUGCUGAGAAAAAUGGAAAAAGGACAAACACACAAACCGUGAAAAUUCUGAGCAAGAUCAAAUUUGACAAAAUAAGAAAUCCAGUUUUGGUGAUUAGGUACCAGUAGGAGUUGUUGUUGAUCAGGGUAUAGGACAGAAAAACCAAUUUAGAGAGAGUAAACGUCAGAGACAAUAAAAUGUGGAUGGGGAAUCAUUGUAGUGCCAUACUGGAGGGGAGAGGGCUGCCCGGGGGUCACCCUGUCCCCCCCUCAGCGAGUCUGCCAGACGGACCUGCCGCCGCCUUUUGUUUUUUUUAGUGUCCUUUUAGCUGAUAAAGAGAUACACCUUAUCUUUUGUUUCUCAAAAAGAAUAUUUAUUGUGUUUUAGUUUGUUGUCCCCCCCUGUCCACUGAACAAAAGAAAACAAAGCUGUACGAUUUUGUUUGUAUGAGUCUAGCGCUUCACGCUCUCCUGGUUAAACUCUAGGUAGUAAAGUAGUUUGACUCCUCUAACUACUUCUUUUUUUUCCUGAUGCUUUUUAUGGGGAAAAAGUGAUUUAAUUUAUUGUACUUGGUUUGAUCCUCCUUUGCUUUCUUGUCCAUGCUUCUGUCGGGUGGACAGCGGAGCGUGCUCGUCUCUCACCUCUUGUUCAGUGCCGUGUGGAAACCUUCUCCUGCCUUGUGUUGUGUUUUUGAGCUCAAGCGUACACGGUUGGUGAAGAUCAGCAUAACUGGGGUGCAACUCUCAGGGUCAGUGUUCACUGGGGGGGGCUCGUCUUACACACCUAAAUGAAAAAACUCGACACGAAAGACCCUUGCAGAUGCACGGACUCCUACAGUCUAAACAAGGCUGACCUCAGUUCAUUUCUUUCUUCGGCGAAUUAAUCAGUUCAAUGCUGAAGUGUCCUUGAGCCAGACACUGUCAGCGAUUCUCAGUCCUAUGGGAGAAGUCAUUCCCUCCCUGGAUCACUUUUAUCAAUCAGCUGGAAGUUGCUGGAAGUUUUUAUGCAAUCAGUUGUUUUUCCUCGCCCACUUUGACGACUUGAUGAACUGAUCUCAGCCUUGAUGUGAAUGAGUUUUCAGAGCUCCCUCCUCUCAGCCCCCACACACUGGGUGAGAGCUGCUGCAACCUGCCGUAAACCCACUCAUACCUGCUUAGUCCAGUGAUGAGUUCUCCCCAGGAACCUUUCUGAAUGAAGGAAACCCUGAAUCUGAGUUUGGGUGAGGUUGAAACGUCAGUGGAGCAGCCGGUGCUGCUCUAGCGUCUGCCAGAGAGGAGCACGGGCUUCACAGGCAGCACAAAUAACAUUAUUGUUUUCAGUUUGUUUAUCCCAAUUGAGCAUCAUCAUUUUAAGUUGAGAUGAUUUGUUGUGAGUAAUAAAAUACAAAAUAAUAAUUUGUUUUUAACUCAUGAAACAAAAAUGUUCAAGCUGUCAGAUCUUUGCUUGCCUCUUCAUGAUUUUAAAUAUUGAUAGUUUCUUCACUUUCUUUGGCUGCUUCACUACCUGCUGUCAUUGGCUCCUACAAUGGAUGUUGCUGGAAACACCAUCUGCUGUCCGUGCGUGUGUGAGAUUGAGUGUGUGUUUUCUGAUUUGUUCUUCCCUGUUGUUCCUGACAAAAACAUUGUUUGCCGUUUGGUCAGAAUCCUGCUCGUUUGUGAACUGGAAUGAAAGGUUGUGCCAUGAAGCCACAAACCUAAUCUCACCUGAUCGAGCCCUUCUUUUGGGAAAAAAGUGGAAAAGGAGUCUACUUCAACAGUCAUGUUUUUCCUAAAGUCAGGCUGGAUCUUUGCUCGUGAUUAUAAUUUUGCCAUAGAGGUGGGAUCAAGGAGAGAAUAGAAGCCGCCUUCCUCCUCCCCUACAUUUUUUGUUUUAUUUUAAUCUCCUUAAUCUUUUUCGAUAUUGUGUCAUUCCCCAGAAAAUCAGCCCAACAUCCGUCAGUCAUCUCUGCACAGCCCACGCAACAUCCCCGGCCCAUUCUUCUUAUUGUUUCUCCCAAGAUGCCUCUCUUUCGGAUCAUUAUACAUGGAUCCUACUCUCUCUGUACAUGCCCUCGAGGCAGACAACACAUCUGCGCAGGGCAUCAUGGGUACAGAAACGCAGCUCGUUUUUCUGCAGGACAAACCGAGGCCGGUUAGCCUGCGACUGAUAGUAGAGGAGGCUCUAGCUUUUUCCCGUGCCGAUGGAUACAAAUCACAGGUGACGUGCCGAUGUCAAGGAGACGCAUUUACAAAAAGCAUCCAAUGAGAUUCUGACGAGGAAAUGAAACGUGGGCCCUGUAGUUCCCAGAUGAUCAGGGCUGUCACUGUCACCAUCUGCACUGAACACCCAGGAGUGAGCUGUCUUUGAAUCGUUUUGUUGGCAGAGUCGGUACUGUCUGUGCAUCUCGGGUACUGUAGUCCGGAGGGGGACCAGGCGUGGGGAGGGCCGAGCUUAGCUGUAUUUUUGUAAAGAUAUCAGUUCUAAUUGGGUAGGGAAGGGACAGCACUUUGUAGAAUGCUGAGUGGCAGGUAGUGCUACUGAGGAAAACAAAAAAAACAACAAAAAAAAAUCAAACUUAGAGACAUAAAGCAUUGUUAAAAUGAGUUCUUUUAUUUUUAAUUUAUCGUUUUUAUUUUGUUUGAAAAUAAAACACUUGUAAGAAACAAGAAAAAGAACUAACUACACAGUGCCACUUGUUAAUUUUGUGUAAAUACUACUAGACCUUGUAAAUACAAUGUUGUAUAUGAAAAAAGUCUUUAAAAUAAAAGGGAAAUCAUUUGUGAGCAGAAAGAUGUUUUUAUUUUUUCCCUUUGGAUGAUUCAGAUGUGACAUAAUUGAUGUGAAAAUCGUACAAGAAGUUGUUUUUAUUUCAGUCUAUAACAGCAAGUGUAUAAAUAAUGAACCACAAAAGUGUUUUUCAGUAUUAUACCUUUUAACUCCUACCUGUGUCUUCAAACCUUUGUCCUCAGUUACUCAUUUCUUUCUGGUA
Cololabis saira (Pacific saury) is the source of this 6620-nucleotide messenger RNA. RefSeq names its product protein tyrosine phosphatase non-receptor type 4a (gene ptpn4a). Gene Ontology annotation, biological process: protein dephosphorylation. The record is from RefSeq and is a predicted model, not a curated record. The coding region runs from base 499 to 3582 and encodes 1027 amino acids. Gene Ontology annotation, cellular component: cytoplasm; cytoskeleton; cytoplasmic side of plasma membrane. Gene Ontology annotation, molecular function: cytoskeletal protein binding; protein tyrosine phosphatase activity. The transcript has 27 exons. NCBI's taxonomy places the organism in Eukaryota, Metazoa, Chordata, Actinopteri, Beloniformes, Belonidae.